Ochlerotatus camptorhynchus is the source of this 4940-nucleotide messenger RNA. RefSeq names its product phospholipid-transporting ATPase IF. The record is from RefSeq and is a predicted model, not a curated record. Gene Ontology annotation, molecular function: ATP hydrolysis activity; magnesium ion binding; ATP binding. Gene Ontology annotation, biological process: phospholipid translocation. The transcript has 9 exons. NCBI's taxonomy places the organism in Eukaryota, Metazoa, Arthropoda, Insecta, Diptera, Culicidae. Gene Ontology annotation, cellular component: plasma membrane; endoplasmic reticulum. Bases 481 to 4704 code for a protein of 1407 amino acids.
AGCGCUGAAAAGCGACCCCAUUCAGUAGCCUACUGCUUCGGGAGUUGGUCGAAUUGAGGAGUGUGCGGUAUCGAUGAGCGUCCUCGUCGUCAUCGUUGACGCGCUAUCACCCGUCCAAGUAGGCAACGAGGUGCUAAUUCGUCUGUUUAUGCGCACAUUCGAGCCUUCUCCUCGUGUUUAAUAGGGCUCGAAAUGUGAAGUCAAUAGAUGCCCGGUGCAGUGAUGAAGCAACUCGUCGAGUUUAAUUUUAAAUAGCCCAUUUAGGAAGGCAAGAAAACAUUGCAGAAAAAAAAGUGCGACGGAAAGUGUAUUUGAGCAAGUGAUUAGCAGAGAGUGCGAGAAAUUGUGGGUGCGAGUUACCGUGGUAAAUACCACUAACGACGACGGUGGUCAAUGGGACAGCUGGUCAAGCAAGUAUCCCAUGACCGAUAGUGAAGUUUAAAUUAUUACCAAGUGCGUCGUCGAUAACGGAUCGGAACGAUGACGGAGCCGGCUGGUGAAGAUGAGCCGGGGCUGAAUGAGCUGAACGAGCAUACCUACCGGAAGCGAUCGUUCUGGUGCUGGGGAAAGGGAAACCGCGUAUCACAGGAGCCCGACUCGCUCAGCAUCAAAGUCGGCGGCGAAAACCACGAUAAGAAGCCGAAGCGGCACGAAACCAACCGCAUCAAGUCGACCAAGUACACCCUGCUGACCUUCCUGCCGCUGAAUUUGGCCGAACAGUUCCGACGGAUAGCGAACUUCUAUUUCCUCUGCAUGACGGUCAUUUCGAUCGUGAUUGACAGUCCGGUGUCGCCGCUGACCUCGCUCGUGCCGCUGGUGUUCGUCAUCUCCGUCACGGCCACCAAGCAGGCCUACGAAACGUAUCUCCGCUACCGGGCGGACAACAUGGUCAACUACUCGCUGGUGACGGUGAUCCGGAACGGGAUCGAGAUGGACAUCCGCUGCCAGGACAUCCGGCAGGGUGACAUCGUGCGGAUCUCCCGGGACUGUGACAUCCCGUGCGAUUUGGUUCUGCUGAAAUCGUCUGACGAGAACGGGAAGUGUUUCGUAACGACGGCCAACCUGGACGGCGAGACCAACCUCAAGUCGAUGAUGGUGCCCAAAGAGUUGCCGGAGCUGCCGGUGGAUAAGCUGCACACGCUCGGUCGGAUAGAGUGUGAACUGCCGCGUACGGAUCUGUACACGUUCAACGGCAGGCUCGAGUUGGCUGAGAUUUAUCACAGGCACGAAAUUACCACCAUAGAUGGUGGACUGGGAAUGGAGCAUCACGUCUUGCCGUUGAUGGCAGAAAAUCUUCUGUUGAGGGGGUCCAGGGUGAAGAAUACGGAGUGGGCAGUCGGGUGUGCGAUCUACACCGGACAGAACACGAAGCUGGCAUUGAAUAGCAAGAUGACGAGCAAUAAGAUGAGUUCCAGCGAGGGGUACAUCAACAAAUAUCUUGUGUUUUUCCUGGUUCUGCUGAUUGCGAUCGUGGUGGUGUCCUUCUUUAUGAAGCGAUACAACGAUCGCUACAAUGAUGGUCAUAAUUUCUACCUGGGCGAAUACACGGCAAACUACCGGGUGUCGCAGUUCUUGCAGGAUUUCUUCUCGUUUCUGAUCCUGUUCAACUACCUGAUUCCGAUCUCGCUGUACGUGACGAUCGAAAUGGCAAAGUUCUUGGGUGGGUUCUACCUGGAGUGGGACCUGGAGCUGUACGACGAGGAAACGGAUCAACCGUGCAUUGUGAACACUUCGGAUAUCAACGAGGAGUUGGGGCAGGUUUCGCUACUGUUUUCCGACAAGACCGGUACGUUGACGAAGAACGUGAUGAUCUUUCAGAAUUGUUCGAUCAAUGGCAAGGUUUACAAUCAGAAGGGAAGGCGCUUGCAGGAGGUUGGUCGACGGUACGCGUUGAAGAUCAACGAGUGUUCGCGUCACGUUUACAACUUCUUCGAAGCAUUGGCGGUUUGUCAUACGGUGCAGGUUGUGGGUGACUACACCAAUGAAGCGGACGAUCCUGAAGCUGCAGAACAGGAACAAGACUCCGAAGACGAGGGUCCAUCGCCGGAGAUGAACAACAACCGAUCCAGGCGAAACUUUUCGCAUAUUUCAGAGGAGCUUGAAACGGUCGCUUCGAACGAUUCCGUCCUGGAUGAGCCGGACUUCAUUCAGUUACAGGAACUCUCACCACGGAGUCGUGCUCCGGUAACGUUCUCCGUGCACCAAGAUAAGCGUUACAGUGCCGAGCAUGAGCCUUCUGUUGUUGCUGAGACAAGUGACGACCAAACUAGUCAGAUGAGAGAACGUAGCGGUAGUGGUAGUUUAAGGCCUGUCAGUGAAUCGGUAGUUCGACGGCCGAGUAGCAUUUUCACAGACAACCGAGUCCACCCGGUGAGUCUACAGAUUCCACCCUUCAGGCGGGUUCCGUCGAGCUUGUCUAGUCGCUCUUCCCGACCGCAGAGUCUGAUCGAGUCACCGACCUCCGAGGAGCAGUUGGGUCAAACGGGCGAUGGAAGUCUGUUCCAGAACAGCAGUAAUGGACACCUGGAUGGGCUGCUGCAGUCGAUCGAGUUGAAGCGAGCCAUUUCCGCCUACGAGGAGAAACCGAUCACGGAGCGGGUGGUAAAGACCCAUCGGCGGACGCAAUCGCACAUUCCACCUGGAGUGGUCAACAAGACUAAUGGGGACAGAACGGACAGGGAUUCCGUAAUGCUGCGGCGGAAUCGUAGCUCAAUUCGGUCAACGGCCAGGGAGUACUACGCGGCGGAGUCGUUUACGGAAGCUUCACUAAUUCAACGGCAGGAGUCCGUUAUGAAGCAGGAGGAAGUGUUGUCGUUCAUUCGAAAUAUGGACUACCAGGCGUCGAGUCCGGAUGAGAAAGCGCUGGUGGAAGCCUGUGCUAAGAUGGGUCUGGUUUUUGUUGGAGACGACGCGGAAGUUCUGCACAUCAAGCUACGGGAGUCCUGUGUCAAGCGGAAUGUGAAGUCCGUGUACGGAGAGGUUCCUCGUGAGGAACUGGUCAAAUACCAAAGAUUGGCUGUGCUAGAGUUCACCUCGGAUCGGAAGCGGAUGAGCGUGAUAAUUAAGGACGCUCAGGGUCAGAUUUGGGUGUAUACCAAAGGGGCGGAAAGUCACGUGCUGCCGCUGUGUACGAAGACGCCCUCGGGGCUGGUGAUAUCUACGCAACGACACAUCAACGAGUUUGCCAAACAGGGAUUGAGAACACUGGCCGUCGCCAGACGAAAACUGACACAGGUUGAAUACUCCAACUUCCGGAAUGAGUUGAUACAGGCGAACAACUCGUUAACGGAUCGGGUUGCCAAGGUGGAGGAAUGCCAGCGGAAGAUCGAAACGGGGCUGGAGCUUUUGGGUGCCACUGCCGUGGAGGAUGCGCUCCAGGACAACGUCAGGGACACUCUGGAGUCGUUGCGGAUGGCUGGCAUCAAGGUGUGGGUUCUCACUGGUGACAAGAUAGAGACGGCCCUGAACAUAGCUCUCAGCUGCGGCCAUAUUCCGGAAGAUGCUUACCGGUACUUCAUAACCGAAUGUACAACAGUGGAACAACUACAGCAGCACUUUGACGUAUUCUCGUUCGAGAUGUUCCGCGCCCCGGAUCGGGAGUAUGCGCUGUUGAUCGACGGCGCAAGUUUGGCGAUCGCAUUGAAGGACUUGCGGGAGGUGUUCCGAGAUCUGUCGAUCAAGUGUCGAGCGGUUCUGUGCUGUCGACUGAGUCCGUUGCAGAAGUGCGAGGUGGUGCAGCUGAUGAAGACGGUGGAGAGCAAUCCGGUGACGGCUGCUAUCGGAGAUGGAGCCAAUGACGUAUCGAUGAUCCAAGAGGCUCACGUAGGGCUGGGGAUCGUGGGAAAGGAAGGUCGACAAGCGGCUCGAUGUGCAGACUAUGCUUUUGCCAAUUUUUGCAUGGUUAAGAAGAUGCUUCUGGUGCACGGGCACUAUUUUUCGACGCGCUUAGCAAUUUUGGUGCUGUACUUUUUCUACAAGAAUCUGAUAUUCAUGGGGAUUCAGUUCUUUUUCCAGAUCGAUAGCUUGUUCUCAUCGCAGUCCGUGUACGAUUCAAUAUUCCUGACGCUGUACAACGUACUCUACACGUCACUUCCCGUAUACGUCCUAUCGUUGACCGAGAAGCCGUAUCGAGAGGAGACUUUGAUGAAGGAACCCUCACUCUACCAGAAGGUAGCCGGCAAUAAACAGUACGCCUGGAAGUACUUCAUAGGCUGGAUGUUGCUAGCAGUAUACCACUCCUUAGUCGUCUACCUUUUCAGCUGGGCCAUCUGGGGUAACAAUCCGGUGAUCUACGCAACGGGUCCGGAAACUGUUAACUUUGCCUGCUUCGGAACCAUGACGAUCCACAAUGUGGUGGUCGUGGCAAACCUGAAGCUCCUGCUGGAAGCGAUUCACAAGAGCUUUAUCUUCAUCGCCUCAAUCUGGCUGUCGAUCUUCGGUUUCAUGGGAACGACCUUCAUCUACAAUCUGUUCAAUCUGAACUACGACGGUGACAUGCUCCAGGUCUACAACAACCUGCUGUCGUCGCUGACGUUCUGGGUGUUGAGUUUGCUGAUUCUGGUGGCGGCCUUCAUUCCGGACUUUACGAUAUUCGCCGCAAAGGCAAUCGACAUUAAAAUAGGGCACAUCUUCCCCGGUGGGGCCAAGUUCCGGAAUGCUUUCUUCCAGCGGCGGACCCGUACCGUGGAGAGUACGUACUUGUAAUUCGGAGUUUCCAAAUAGCAUCAUGACAUGCUAAAACUUGCCAAGUUUUUUAUACAUACAUAAUAGGUUAGAUUUUCAUUGUUGUUGUGCCUGCUAAGUUAUUGCCACUAGCACCGUAAGACGAAUCGUGAUAGACGCAGUUCCUUCUCUCGCGCGCAAUCCAAGACAGCGAGUUAUCAGUAUUUUUGAAAUACAUUUUUGUGAGAACUUUUACAUUCCAAUACCGAACGCCUUUG